Molecule: messenger RNA, 1650 nt
Organism: Zychaea mexicana
Lineage: Eukaryota; Fungi; Mucoromycota; Mucoromycetes; Mucorales; Lichtheimiaceae
Product: P-loop containing nucleoside triphosphate hydrolase protein
Exons: 12
Coding region: 1-1650 (549 amino acids)
Biological process (GO): microtubule-based movement
Molecular function (GO): ATP binding; microtubule binding; microtubule motor activity
Source: RefSeq, a predicted model, not a curated record
AUGGAAGGACACCGCCAGGCGAACCAGUCAAGAACCGAAUUGUCGAACGACUUUAAAAACUUGGAAGACACAGUCGCGGAUAAGACGACUCAGUCACGCGAAGCUUCUCAAAGACUUGUCGAGCUUGAAACAAUGCGCCAGGUGGCAGAUCGCACUCAUCGUGAAGAGAUUGAGAAGCUUAAACUCGAACACACGCAACAAAACCGAACCUUGGAGGAAAACAACAAUGCGCUGCACUCCAAACUAACAGAUAUGCAGAACGAGAUCUCUAAUAUGCAGCAACGAACUCAAUCCGCGCUGAAGCGAUUUGAACUUGGCCAGAUUGAAAAUUCUACACUUCAGUGCUGUGAUAUUCAUCACUGUCAGGAAACCAUCACACGCACUUCGGCAUCGUUUAUCGAAUUGGAAGCGGAACUGACAACCUUGAAAGCUACUGGCGAGCUCACGGAUAAAAAACUUAUUGAACGUCAGCAUCGCAUCGAUGAACUGAAGAAAGAAAACCAUGAUACCAUUGCUGUUACCAAAGAGCUCGAAACGCAGUUACUGGGAGGAGAAAAAACACGAAGAAGUUUGCACAAUGCUAUACAAGAACUUAAAGGAAAUAUUCGCGUCUUCUGUAGAGUGCGGCCUCCAACAGCAGAGGAUAGCCGCCAUCUAGCCCAAAUCAAGUAUUACGGUGAAGACGGUGAGAAAAUAGAGCUCACCGAAACGCUACAGAGUACUCUUGGCAAGAAGACGGAUAAGAGCCAUCCGUUCGUUUUUGACCAAGUAUUUUCCCCAGAAAAAAACCAGCAGGAAGUCUUUGAGGAGAUCUCACAGUUAGUCCAGUCUGCAUUAGAUGGCUAUAAUGUUUGUAUUUUCGCCUAUGGGCAAACCGGAAGUGGCAAAACAUACACGAUGCAAGGGCCUUCGGGACCAAACACCGAAUCUGCUGGUAUGAUACCCCGUGCUGUACAGCAAAUCUACGAAGUAACGCAAAAGCUCGGAGAACGAGGAUGGAAAUAUACAAUGGAAGGGCAAUUCCUCGAGAUAUAUAACGAGACCGUGCACGAUUUGCUUGGCGACACUUCGAACUACGGCAAGAUCAAGCAUGAAAUCAGACACGAAAAGAGCGGAAGAACCAUUGUCACUGAUAUGACGACAGUAAUCCUGGACUCCCCCGCCAAAGUGAAUAUGAUGCUUCGAAAAGCCAGCCACAACCGAGCAACCGGUGCAACCAAUUUGAACGAGCGUUCAUCUCGUAGCCAUAGUGUGUUCACUUUGCGAUUAACCGGAAGCAACUCCACCACAAACGAACGAUCCUCGGGUGUCCUGAAUCUCAUCGACCUAGCUGGUUCGGAACGGUUAGCACUGUCGGGAUCAACUGGUGAUCGGUUACGAGAAACCCAGGCAAUCAACAAGAGUCUCAGUUGCCUUGGCGAUGUCAUACAUGCCCUUGCCAAUAACAAGGAUGGUAGUGGUCAUGUACCUUUCCGGAAUUCAAAAUUGACCUAUCUAUUGCAGAAUUCACUAGGUGGCAACAGCAAAACACUUAUGUUUGUCAAUAUCUCGCCACUAAAUGAACAUUUCGGCGAAACCCUCUGUUCCUUACGGUUUGCGACAAAGGUGAAUUCUUGUCGAAUCGGCACAGCAAAGAAGCUUCGUGCAUAG